Messenger RNA from Blumeria graminis f. sp. triticale, 1029 nucleotides. The record is from the annotation of a GenBank genome assembly. NCBI's taxonomy places the organism in Eukaryota, Fungi, Ascomycota, Leotiomycetes, Helotiales, Erysiphaceae.
AUGCAGCGUGGUGGGGGCAAAGCACAGGGUCAUCUCUUAUCUGAUGACAUCUGUCCUGUGUGCAAGUCGAACCGCUACCUCAAUCCAAAGCUCGAAUUCUUCAUUAAUCCCGAAUGUUAUCACAAGAUGUGUUCCACGUGUGUAGACCGCAUCUUUACAUCUGGCCCGGCUUCCUGUCCCGUUCCCUACUGUGCCAAGACGCUGCGCAAGCGUGGCUUUCACAAGGCCUUCUUCGCCGAUCUCAAGGUGGAGCGCGAGGUAGAUAUCCGGAGGCGCGUCGGUGCCGUCUUCAACCGGCGCCAGGAUGAAUUUGAGACGCUCCUCGAUUGGAAUAACUAUCUGGAAGAGGUAGAGGGUUUCGUUUUUGAUCUUGUCGAAGGCUCGCGGGAAGAGAAGCUGCGGGCCGAGGAGCGACUGCGACAGUACCGCGAAAGUAACAGUCUCGAUAUUGAACAUAACCGCCAGGUUGGUCUAGAAGCUGCCGAAGUCAAACGACAGCGCGACCGGGUCGAGCGUGAGGCACAAAGACAGCGUAAGCAGGUGGCCCACCAGGAAGCCGAGCAGAUGAAAGCAGAUAUUGAGCAGAGUCGUCGAGAGACACUAGAACGCCUCGCUACUACUGAUGAAGACCCGGCCGAGGUAACGGCACGCGCACAAAAGGUUAUUCUAAAGAAAUCAGCUACCCAACGCCAGCGCCUGCUUUCCCUUAACGACGAAACGCUUCAUCCGCCUAGCGAGCAGCUUUCCCUUCGUGGCCUCAAGCGAAAGGAGGCGCCUGUGUUAGCCCUAGACUACGAUCCAUUUGGUGGAAUUGACUUCACGCCUACGCGUUAUCUUCUACAGGAAGACUACGAUUGCGAAUGGCUCGAACCUGCCAAAGCUGACGAGCGACACUUAGCUGGUGGCUACAGUUUUAGCGACUAUUUUUCGCGUACUAUGUUCGAGGCCUUCUCUGGACUCGGUAUAUGCAUUGGUGAAGCCGAAGGAGAAGCCUUCGCUGAAGUAGGUGAUGCUGGCUGUUCGAAUUAG